AACCUUAACCAUUGGCCACAAAAACUAGAGUUGACCAGUGAAGAAGACUUGUAUUUUUCCUUCCGACCUCUGGUGUUGGAAUUCCUGAUAACACAAACCAUGGCUGAAUUAUUUCUCUUCAGCAUCGCUGAGUCUCUCAUAACAAAGCUUACUUCUCAUGCUUUCCAAGAAGCUUCUUGGGUGGUGGGUUUGUACGACCAUCUCCGAGACCUUAAAAAGACUCUCUCAUUAGUCAAGGCAGUGCUGUUAGAUGCUGAGCAAAAGCAGGAGCAUAACCAUGAGCUGCAGGAAUGGCUGAGGCAGCUCAAAAGUGUCUUCUAUGAUGCCCAAGACGUGAUCGAUGAAUUUGAGUGCCAAACACUGCAAAAGCAAGUUCUCAAAGCUCAUGGUACCAUCAAAGACGAGGUAAGCCACUUCUUCUCAAGUUCUAAUCCACUUGUUUUUCGUUCCAAGAUGGCUCAACAAAUCAAAGAUGUCAGCAAGAGGCUAGACAAGGUUGCAGCUGAUAGGCAUAAGUUUGGUCUCCGAAUAAUUGAUGUUGACACACGAGUUGUGCAUAGGAGAGACAUGAGUCGCAUGACACACUCCCGUGUGAGUGACUCAGAUGUGAUAGGAAGGGAACAUGACAAAGAAAAGGUCAUAAAGCUUUUGAUGCAGCAGAAUCCCAAUGAUGACGAUAAAAGUCUCUCUGUUAUCCCCAUUGUGGGGAUUGGAGGCUUGGGAAAAACUACACUUGCGAAGUUUGUGUUUAAUGAUAAGAGAAUAAAUGAGUGUUUCUCAUUGAAGAUGUGGGUGUGUGUUUCUGAUGAUUUUGACAUUAACCAACUCAUUAUUAAAAUCAUCAAUUCUACUAAUGAUGCUAAUGCUCCUCUUUGCCAACAGAAUUUAAACAUGGUCGAUCUGGAGCAAUUACAAACUCAUUUGAGAAACAAACUUGCCAAUAAAAAAUUCUUACUUGUCUUGGAUGACAUAUGGAAUGAUGAUCGUGUUAAAUGGGUUGAGUUGAGGAAUUUAAUACAAGGAGGGGUUGCAGGAAGUAAAAUUCUAGUGACUACACGUAUUGAUUCCAUUGCUUCCAUGAUGGGAACUGUUACCUCUCACAAGUUAAAAAGACUUUCUCCGGAGGAUUCAUUGUCUCUUUUUGUCAAAUGGGCAUUUAAAGAAGGCGAAGACGAAAAACAUCCUCAUUUGGUAAAUAUUGGAAAAGAAAUUGUGAACAAAUGCAAAGGGGUUCCAUUGGCUGUGAGAACAUUGGGGAGUUUACUAUUUUCAAAAUUUGAGGAAAAUGAGUGGGAAUAUGUGAGAGACAAUGAAAUUUGGAAUUUACCACAAAAAAAAGAUGACAUUUUACCUGCACUUAAAUUAAGUUAUGAUUUCUUGCCUUCCUAUUUGAGGCAAUGUUUUGCAUUAUUUUCACUUUACCCAAAGGAUUAUGAAUUUCGUAGUGUUGAGGUAGCUAGGCUUUGGGAGGCACUUGGUGUCCUUGCACCACCAAGAAAGAAUGAGACACCGGAAGAUGUUGUCAAACAGUACCUGGAUGAAUUACUGUCAAGAUCUUUCCUUCAAGAUUUUAUUGAUGGUGGCACUAUUUGUCAAUUUAAAAUUCAUGAUUUGGUGCAUGAUCUUGCGCUGUUUGUUGCAGAAGAUGAGUGUCUACUCCUAAACUCCCACAUUCAAAAUAUUCCUGAGAAUAUUCGGCAUCUAUCUUCUGCUGAAUACAAUUUUCUCAGAAAUUCAUUCACCUCAAAAUCGGUAGCAUUGAGAACCAUAAUGUUUCGAGAUGGUGCAGAAGGAGCCAACGUUGAAGCUUUGUUAAAUACUUGUGUGUUAAAGUCCAAAUUUUUGCGAGUUUUGGAUUUAAGGGAUUCAACAUGCAAGACUUUGCCAUGUUCCAUUGGUAAGUUGAAACACUUGAGAUAUUUCAGCAUUCAGAAUAAUCGCAACAUCAAGAGACUCCCCAAUUCUAUUUUCAAGCUCCAAAAUUUGCAAUUGUUCAAUGUUUUGGGAUGCGAGGAGCUGGAAGCAUUGCCCAAAGGAUUAAGAAAAUUGAUUAGUCUUCGGCAUUUGGAUAUAAGUACAAAGCAACCUGUUUUGCCUUAUAGUGAGAUUACCAACUUGAUCUCGCUUGCACAUCUGUCUAUUGGAUCAAGCCAUAAUAUGGAGUCUAUCUUCGGAGGGGUGAAGUUCCCUGCUCUUAAAAGAUUGAGUGUUUCUGACUGUCAUAGUCUGAAGUCUUUGCCACUGGAUGUUACGAAUUUUCCUGAAUUAGAAAUUCUGAUUGUUGAAGAUUGUGUUAAUCUGGACUUGGAACUGUGGAAGGACGACCUUGAAGAACAAAGCCCCAUGUUGAAGUUAAAAUGUGUUGGAUUCGGGUGUUUACCACAGCUGGUGGCCUUACCACAAUGGCUUCAAGAAACUGCCAACUUCUUACAGACCUUGGGUAUUAAAAACUGCAACAAUCUUGAAAUGCUUCCGGAGUGGCUGUCAACUAUGACUAAUCUGAAAGUACUUAUUAUAUCAGAUUGUCCAAAGCUUAUAUCUCUCCCGGAUAACAUCCAUCACCUCACCGCACUUGAACAUUUGCAUAUCAGAGGUUGCCUUGAAUUAUGCAAAAAAUGUCAGCCCCAUGUCGGUGAGUUUUGGUCCAAAAUAUCACAUAUCAAAGACGUCUUCAUUGAAGAGCCAGAAAAGCUGGAGGAAGAAGACGAAUAAGAAUGAUUUGUUGACACAUAUAAGCGUUGAAACUGGAUGUGGAUCAGGAAUGGUCAAACGUGAAAAAAGAGGAGACCAUGAUGUUUGAUUUAUUGUGUUGGACAUGAUUCACGUAUUGAAAAUCGAUUUUCAGUGAAGUUACUCUGGAGCUGGUUCCGCGUCAUGGGAGAAUCAAUACUCAAAUUUCAAUGUUGGAUUUUUCGUUUUUGUCCUUCACUUUGUUCCAUUGUCCAUCAAGUUAAUGCAUGCAUUUGUGUUUUUUUCCACCGCCUAGUUUAUGUUGUGCUUAUUAUUUUGUUGUUUUUUUUAUACUCGUAUAUUUUACUGUGAUCUCCACUGCCUGUUAUUUUUAUACUGUUAUUUGGCUGCGGAACGGCUAUAUUUGGUGUUUAUUGGAUUAAGGCAUGCUACUGCUGCUAUUCGGCAUAUGGCCGCUACUGCUGCUAUUCUGCAUAUGCUGCUAAUUCUGUUUUAAUCACUUUUUGUUAUUCAGUUAAUUCUGUUACAAUGAUUCUGGUUUAGGAGUUUGGUACUGUUUCUCCUAUAUAUUUGUGUUACAAU
Messenger RNA from Glycine soja, 3273 nucleotides. Its product is annotated as disease resistance protein RGA2-like. Lineage: Eukaryota; Viridiplantae; Streptophyta; Magnoliopsida; Fabales; Fabaceae. The record is from RefSeq and is a predicted model, not a curated record. The transcript has a single exon. Gene Ontology annotation, biological process: defense response to other organism. Gene Ontology annotation, molecular function: ADP binding. Bases 100 to 2712 code for a protein of 870 amino acids.